UUCCUUGUUUUCAUAGCUUGAAUGACAUAAUUCUCACUUUAAAGAUGUAUGAGUAUGCCCCUUGUUGCUUUAUUGACAAUUGAUCUGUGAAAUAAUUGUCAUCUAGUCUCAUGUACUGUGCAUCUCUAAAAGAUUGGCUGGUUCUUUAGCAUUCUGGUAGAGUCUGGGGUACAUGUCCCAAUUUUAAUCAUGGUAGCUGUCCUAUCCUUUCUCUCUUGUAGGCUGGUGAACAAGAACCCAUAUCCUACUAAAUCGGUGAAGCAUGCAGUUGAAGAUAAGAAAGCUGACUCGGGUGCUGCAACUUCACCAAAUGCAGGUUGUUUCGAGAAAUCCCAUAUGCCUCAAGAACUUCACCCGGAGGCAGUAGCUCGCCUGGCUUAAGAUAUCCGUGAAGGGUCUUUUAUUUAAUCGGAUAAUCUUAUAUUAACUGUGUUGUUGUUGUUGUUGUAAAAUGUAGUCUAGGACUAGUAGGAAUAAUGAUGUGUGAUUUGCCCUUAAUGAGGUAAACAAGCUAAGGAUUUCCUGGGCAAUUGAAACAGGUCUUCUGGUAAGUUUAGAUGAUUUGUCCUUGGGUUUGCCGCUUCUGUUCUCCAGUAUUUGUUCGCUUGUUUGCCUUUUUGCUUCAAAGGCAGAUUUCUGUCUUAUUAGAUGACUGCUAUGGAGAAAGUGUUUGUCUCUGAACUGAAUGAUUAAUGACAAACCAAUUAUCUAGGAUCUGUUAUUGGGUAUUUAUGCCUCUGCUCUUGUAAUUAGGCUCUUGUAAUUAGGCUCUUGUCCUUGUGGCUUAUCAGGAGACUUGUAAUGUUGCUUUAAUGUUUUAUGUGAUCUCUGAAGUGUAUGGUGUAAAGCUCAUCCUUAACCCGUGAAUAAUCUUGGAGAGUAUUCGCCCUACUCGCUUUGUUGUAACAUACUGUGGAAAUAGGAUGAGAAUGACACGUCAAGUUAAUAAUGAACAGAGAACUUAUGG
Molecule: messenger RNA, 967 nt
Organism: Rubroshorea leprosula
Lineage: Eukaryota; Viridiplantae; Streptophyta; Magnoliopsida; Malvales; Dipterocarpaceae
Source: the annotation of a GenBank genome assembly